AUGCGGGCCACCCACCUCCUGCCAGCCUUGCUGCUCCACCAGCUGCUGCUGCUGCCCACCGCCAUCCCCGCGGCAGGUCAGUUCUUCUAUCACUUCGCUAGCGACCCCCGGCCGACUCGCAGCCGCAGCACGGCCCCUCUCCCCCGCUCCGCCGCGGCAGGGAGGGCGCUGGGGCGGCGCGCCGGGCGCUGCCCUCAGGUCGCAGCCCGCAGGUCUGAGCCCGCAGCCCGCAGGUCUGAGCCCGCAGCCCGCAGGUCUGAGCCCGCAGGUGGGGCUGGCAGCGCCUCACCCCGCGUGUCCGGGCGGGCUGGCAGCGCCGCGGAGCCGAGCGGAGCCGGCCGGGACGAGGCGCGCAGCCCUGAGGGAGGCGGGUCCCGGCCCGGGGCUGCGGAGGGGCCGCCGCUGCCAGCGCCUGCACCGUGCGGGAGUGGGCGCGGGGCUCGCUCAGGACUGGCAGAGCUGGGGAAAGGAAAUCGCAUCCUUGCCCAGAGGUGCUCCCGGUCGUUAUCAGAGGGCAAAGGCAAAAAGAGAAAUCCUCUUCAUGACUUCAAAAAAACAGGAGAGUUGAUGCUCAUUAAAGUAAACAAAACACUGGAAGUAAAAACAAAGCUGUUAAAUACUACAGAGCAAUGUGCAAAGAGAUGCAGCAGGAACAAGGGCCUUUCCUUCACUUGCAAGGCUUUUGCUUAUGACAGAGUUACAAAACGGUGCCAUUGGUUAUCCUUCAACAGCUUGACAAAUGGUGUGAGAAAGAAGCAAGACCAUGCGUUUGAUCUGUAUGAAAAGAAGGAUUAUGUCAGAAAUUGUAUCAUUGGAAAAGGAGCAGACUAUAAAGGAACAAUAUCUGUUACCAAAAGUGGUAUCCAGUGUCAGGCCUGGAAUUCAAUGAUCCCCCAUGAGCACAGCUUUUUGCCUUCGAGCUAUCGGGGAAAAGACCUGAGGGAAAACUACUGCCGGAACCCCCGAGGGGAAGAGGGAGGCCCGUGGUGCUUCACCACCAGCCCCGAGAUGCGCCACGAAGUCUGUGACAUCCCCCUCUGCUCAGAAGUUGAAUGCAUGACCUGCAAUGGAGAGAGUUAUAGGGGGCCAAUGGAUCACACUGAGACAGGCAAGGAGUGUCAGCGCUGGGAUCUUCAGAGACCACACAAGCACAAAUUUCGUCCAGAGAGAUAUCCUGACAAGGGCUUUGAUGAUAAUUACUGCCGCAAUCCUGAUGGCAAGCUGAGACCAUGGUGCUACACUCUUGACCCUAACACCCCCUGGGAGUUCUGUGCAAUUAAAACGUGUGAGGAGAGCAUGGUGAACAGCACAGAGGCGACAGCCGAGACCACAACGUGCGUCCGGGGACAGGGCGAGGGCUACCGUGGCACCGUCAGCACCAUAUGGAGUGGAGUCCAGUGCCAGAGGUGGGACUCCCAGUUUCCUCACCAGCACAACAUCACUCCUGAGAACUUCAAAUGCAAGGAUUUGAGGGAGAACUACUGCCGAAAUCCAGAUGGAUCUGAAUCACCCUGGUGCUUUACCACUGACCCAAACAUCCGUAUUGGUUAUUGCUCCCAGAUUCCUAAGUGUGAUGUAUCAAAUGAACAAGAUUGUUAUCGUGGCAAUGGCAAGAGUUACAUGGGGAAUCUAUCCAAGACAAGAUUUGGGCUAACUUGCUCCACAUGGGACAAAAAUAUUGAAGACUUACGUAGGCAUAUACAAAUAUUCAGAGAACCAGAUGUUAGUAAACUGAAGAAAAACUAUUGCCGCAAUCCAGAUGAUGAUUUUCACGGUCCCUGGUGUUACACAGAUGAUCCUCUUGUGCCCUGGGAUUACUGCCCUAUUUCUCGAUGUGAAGGUGAUACAACUCCUACUACAACCAGCUUGGAUGAUACUGCCAUUCCUUGUGCCUCAACAAAACAUUUGAGAGUUGUAAAUGGAAUCCCAACACAAACUAACGAAGGAUGGGUGGUUAGUUUGAUGUACAGGAAUAAGCAUAUCUGUGGUGGUACUUUGAUAAAAGAAGAGUGGGUUCUUACAGCAAGGCAGUGUUUCCCUUCUCGGUACAAAGAUUUGAAAGACUACAAAGCCUGGCUUGGAGUCCAUAAUAUCAAAGGAAAGGGAGAGGAGAAGCGCAAACAAGUCCGGAACAUCUCCCAGUUGGUAUAUGGCCCUGCAGGGUCAGAUUUGGUCUUGCUGAAACUUAGCAGACCUGCUAUAUUGACAAAUUUUGUAGAAAUAAUCCGCUUGCCCAUUUCUGGAUGUACCAUUCCAGAGAAGACCAGCUGCAGUGUUUAUGGAUGGGGAUACACUGGAUUAGUUAACUAUGAUGGCCUUCUCCAAGUAGCAAACCUGUUUAUUUUGGGAAAUGAGAAAUGCAACCAAUAUCUCAAAGGAAAGAUUACUGUGAAUGAGUCUGAAAUCUGUGCUGUGGCUGAAACCGUAGGUGCUGGGCCUUGCGAGCGAGAUUAUGGUGGUCCUUUGGUUUGUGAACAAAACAGGCUGAAGAUAGUAAUUGGUGUCAUUGUUCCUGGCCGUGGAUGUGCCAUUCGAAAUCGUCCUGGGAUUUUCGUUCGGGUCUCAUAUUAUUCCCGGUGGAUUCACAAGAUUAUGAUGACCUACAGAAAACCCUGA
This is a messenger RNA of Agelaius phoeniceus (red-winged blackbird), 2616 nucleotides long. Lineage: Eukaryota; Metazoa; Chordata; Aves; Passeriformes; Icteridae. The record is from RefSeq and is a predicted model, not a curated record.